CAGGGGAAGCGCGAGCGAGAACCGUGUGGUGCGUAGUUGUUUCCGAAGGGCAGCAAAGGAAAAGGGUUAGCCAUGUCGUCUUUGGUCAGAAGGAUAAUCAGCACCGCGAAAGCCCCCGCGGCCAUUGGUCCCUACAGUCAGGCUGUGUUAGUCGACAGGACCAUUUACAUUUCAGGACAGCUAGGCAUGGACCCUGCAAGUGGACAGCUUGUGCCAGGUGGGGUGACAGAAGAGGCUAAACAGGCUCUGACAAACAUAGGUGAAAUUCUGAAAGCAGCAGGCUGUGACUUCACGAAUGUGGUAAAAGCAACGGUUUUGCUGGCUGACAUAAAUGACUUCAGUGCUGUCAAUGAUGUCUACAAACAAUAUUUCCAGAGUAGUUUUCCGGCAAGAGCUGCUUACCAGGUUGCUGCUUUGCCCAAAGGAGGCCGUGUUGAGAUUGAAGCAAUAGCUGUGCAAGGACCUCUGACGACAGCAUCACUCUAAGUGGGCCAAGUGUUAUUUAGUCUGGAAAUUUAAUAGUAUUUUUAAACUAAUGGCUUAAUCCUUGUUGGAAAGUAGAAGGUUGAAAUAUCUGAAAAUAUUAUGGAAAUACCAUAUAAUAAGGGAAAUGAUAUGAAUUGAAGAUUAAUGAUGAAUCUAGUUACUAAUAUUACAAAUUAUACUUCUGUAACACUUGUAUUGCUGGAUGUGGGAAAACAGACAUGCCUUACUGAGUUAACUCAGAAGAAUAAAAGUAGAAGGAAAUAACAUGUAGGAAAGAUGAGCUACUAUGCCUGAAAAGUAAGAAAAAGCACACCUAAUUCAACUAAACCCUAUUAAUUUAAUGAUGGGAAGUAUUUUAUUAUGUCAGAUAUGUGAUUUUUGCUUGAAUAAAACUAAAGCAUUUAAAUUUGAAUGGCAGAUAUAAAGGAGAAGAAACUGGACCAAAUUUUAUAUAGAUAAUAUUUUUCUAGUGGAAAUAAAAUA
Molecule: messenger RNA, 969 nt
Organism: Budorcas taxicolor (takin)
Lineage: Eukaryota; Metazoa; Chordata; Mammalia; Artiodactyla; Bovidae
Gene: RIDA
Product: reactive intermediate imine deaminase A homolog
Exons: 6
Coding region: 73-486 (137 amino acids)
Cellular component (GO): cytosol
Molecular function (GO): deaminase activity
Source: RefSeq, a predicted model, not a curated record